UAUAUGCUCCCUUCACUAAAGCAUGGCUGAGCCCGAGCUCCUCCUGGACUCCAAUAUUCGUCUUUGGGUUGUGCUGCCAAUUGUGUUUAUUACUUUUCUGGUUGGAGUGAUCCGCCAUUAUGUCUCGAUUCUGUUACAAAGUGACAAGAAGCUCACGUUAGAGCAGGUUUCAGACAGCCAGGUUCUCAUCAGGAAUUCAGCAUCUUGGUAUUUCCUGAAUGUGUUUGGUCUCAGGAGCAUGUAUUCUCUGAUUCUUGGACAAGACAAUGGUGCAGAUCAGUCUCGCAUCAUGCAGGAACAGAUGAGUGGUGCUGCAAUGGCAAUGCCUGCUGACACAAACAAAGCAUUCAAGGCGGAAUGGGAGGCUCUGGAGUUGACGGAUCAUCAGUGGGCCUUAGAGAAUGUUGAGGACGAUCUGAUGAGUAAGGACUUAGACUUGUCUGGGAUGUUCAGCAAAGAGUUGCCAACGGGCAUCUUCUAAGUGCCUGUCCACUACUGAGAGGUUUUGAAGGACCUCACUGAAAUAGAAGAGUGAAUUGUCAGACUGGUUUUCUUUUUCCAGAAAGUGCCAUAAACCUCAUUGCAGACAUAUCACAUUUUGUGUAAUAUGCAUGCACCAUUCCAUCCAUUAUUCAUUUUUGCUGAGACGUAAGUGUCAUGGUGUGAUAAAGCUUUAAGCUUUAUCGAUUAUCUCUUGCGACUGCAUUCAUACAAUGCAACAGAAACAUUACAGAGCACCCUAUAAUGGCACGUGUGGCCUGGUUUUCUUGAAAACAUUCCCUGAUGAUUAUUGCUAUGUCUUCUUUGUUUUUCUUCUAACUCAAUUAAAUUUUUUUAUUUUAUGAGCCCCAUUUUCUUAUUUUACUAGGACCAUUUGAUUGUUUGGACCAAGUAGGCAAAAAGGAAGUUUUAGGAAGUGAUGACAUUUUAAAAAGUGGAUCAGACCAUAACAUAGGUUCAGUUACCUAAAUAGUAUGUUCCUAAAUUUACUAGUGUAUUAGAUGCUUUUUUUUAUGGUGCCAAUACACCUUGCACUGAGUAUGUAGUGAAAAAGACAUCCUCAUUACAUAUUAAGAUUUAAUGGCAUGUUUAAUGUAUUUAUUUUACUUUUAUUAAAUGUCAUUUUUGGUUU
Sinocyclocheilus rhinocerous is the source of this 1132-nucleotide messenger RNA. RefSeq names its product ER membrane protein complex subunit 3-like. Gene Ontology annotation, cellular component: EMC complex; membrane. Gene Ontology annotation, biological process: protein folding in endoplasmic reticulum. The coding region runs from base 23 to 481 and encodes 152 amino acids. The record is from RefSeq and is a predicted model, not a curated record. The transcript has 5 exons. Lineage: Eukaryota; Metazoa; Chordata; Actinopteri; Cypriniformes; Cyprinidae.